Molecule: messenger RNA, 503 nt
Organism: Carlito syrichta (Philippine tarsier)
Lineage: Eukaryota; Metazoa; Chordata; Mammalia; Primates; Tarsiidae
Product: frizzled-2
Exons: 1
Biological process (GO): non-canonical Wnt signaling pathway; canonical Wnt signaling pathway
Cellular component (GO): plasma membrane
Molecular function (GO): Wnt receptor activity; Wnt-protein binding
Source: RefSeq, a predicted model, not a curated record
UGAGCUACAAGUUCCUGGGCGAGCGCGACUGCGCGGCGCCCUGCGAGCCCGCGCGCCCCGACGGCUCCAUGUUCUUCUCGCAGGAGGAGACGCGGUUCGCGCGCCUCUGGAUCCUCACCUGGUCCGUGCUGUGCUGCGCGUCCACCUUCUUCACCGUCACCACCUACCUGGUGGACAUGCAGCGCUUCCGCUACCCCGAGCGGCCCAUCAUCUUCCUGUCGGGCUGCUACACCAUGGUCUCGGUGGCCUACAUCGCCGGCUUCGUGCUGCAGGAGCGCGUGGUGUGCAACGAGCGCUUCUCCGAGGACGGCUACCGCACGGUGGUGCAGGGCACCAAGAAGGAGGGCUGCACCAUCCUCUUCAUGAUGCUCUACUUCUUCAGCAUGGCCAGCUCCAUCUGGUGGGUCAUCCUGUCGCUCACCUGGUUCCUGGCGGCCGGCAUGAAGUGGGGCCACGAGGCCAUCGAGGCCAACUCGCAGUACUUCCACCUGGCCGCGUGGGCC